This is a messenger RNA of Symbiodinium sp. CCMP2592, 663 nucleotides long. The record is from the annotation of a GenBank genome assembly. Lineage: Eukaryota; Dinophyceae; Suessiales; Symbiodiniaceae.
AUGGGCCGGGGCAAUGGCGGCCGUGGCCGUGGCGGUGGCAGCGGUGGCCGCGAUGGCUACCGUUCGUGGAGCCCGGUGACAGCGCCGCCAACGUGGCAAGGCGGCUACCAGGGCUAUCAUCAGUGGUGGCGCAAGCCGCAUGAAGAGCGGCAGGAGGAGGAGGACGAUGGAGUCCACCUCCGUACAAUAGGUGAGGCUACCAUCCAGCGCAACUGGCUGCGGUGCAUGGCUUGCCAGAAGUCUUUCAAGACGCAAUACAGCUACCAGCAGCACUACCAAGCAAAACACGCCAGCCAAGCGCCGCAGGCACAGGAUGUGCCAGAGCCGGAAGUGGUUCCCGACUCCUCAGUUCUUCCAGAGGAGUCCAUCUCCCAGGGCAAGGUGAGGGUGGCCAAGGGCGGCCAGGGAUACGUGGCACCCGGCCCAGACACGGUCGCGGCCCUGGGCUUCUCGGCAGCACAGCUGCAAGGGCCAUCGCCAAUGCCACCUCCAGCGGGGCCGCCGGACAGCCAAGCUUCCGGGUCUGCUGCGAGCUCUGGCCGGGGCGGCAGGCGGAACGAGCUUCUUGCGAACUUCUUGCAGAGUAUGGGAAGUUUGGUGAGAGAGAUGGGCGAUGACGUGCCACUGCCAAAGCAGGGCCCAUCGCCACCAAGCGGCCGCUAG